GCGCUGUCAUAUUACAUACGUCAUUCUUUGAUUUUUCACUUUUGGUAAGACAUUUUAGUCAUUUUAUAGUGCAUUGUAAUAAGUUGCCUAUUAGAUAAGAAAGAAAUAAUAAAAUAGGUAAAACAAAUUUAAUUUAGCUAGUCCGUAACAAUUUAGUAAAAAUGUUAGCAGUGAUAAAUCGAAUUUUGGACUGGAUAAAAAGUUUGUUUUGGAAAGAAGAGAUGGAACUCACACUUGUAGGUUUACAGUUCUCAGGUAAAACUACAUUUGUGAAUGUAAUAGCAUCCGGACAAUUUAGUGAAGAUAUGAUUCCCACUGUGGGUUUCAACAUGCGAAAAGUGACCAAGGGUAAUGUCACAAUUAAAGUGUGGGAUAUAGGAGGCCAGCCCAGAUUUCGAUCUAUGUGGGAACGAUAUUGCCGCGGUGUAAAUGCAAUUGUUUAUAUGGUUGAUGCCGCAGAUCCAGAUAAACUGGAAGCCAGCCGCAAUGAACUCCACAGUCUCCUAGAAAAACCACAGCUUAUUGGAAUUCCAGUCCUUGUGCUUGGAAACAAACGAGAUUUGCCAGGAGCAUUAGAUGAAACUGGUCUCAUUGACCGAAUGAAUUUAAGUGCUGUGCAAGAUCGUGAAAUUGCUGUUAUUCUAUUUCAUGUAAAGAAAAAGAUAAUAUCGAUAUUACUUUGCAAUGGUUAAUUGCACACUCUAAAAGCCAGUCAGGGCAUUAGAGUUUUUAACUAGAUGUUUCAUAUAUCAUGAGAUUAAUUUACUUUUAAAUAAGGAAGACAUAUUAAUUUAGUUG
Molecule: messenger RNA, 798 nt
Organism: Ctenocephalides felis (cat flea)
Lineage: Eukaryota; Metazoa; Arthropoda; Insecta; Siphonaptera; Pulicidae
Gene: Arl8
Product: ADP-ribosylation factor-like protein 8
Exons: 1
Coding region: 162-692 (176 amino acids)
Biological process (GO): protein transport; anterograde axonal transport
Cellular component (GO): lysosomal membrane
Molecular function (GO): GTP binding; GTPase activity
Source: RefSeq, a predicted model, not a curated record